Molecule: messenger RNA, 1306 nt
Organism: Rhincodon typus (whale shark)
Lineage: Eukaryota; Metazoa; Chordata; Chondrichthyes; Orectolobiformes; Rhincodontidae
Product: probable G-protein coupled receptor 139
Exons: 2
Coding region: 175-858 (227 amino acids)
Biological process (GO): G protein-coupled receptor signaling pathway
Cellular component (GO): membrane
Molecular function (GO): G protein-coupled receptor activity
Source: RefSeq, a predicted model, not a curated record
UAUCAAUCUUAAUGGAGUGACCGCCUUGUUUGUUCAGUGCUCUGAAAUCAAUUGCCUUAGGGAUGCAUUCUAAGAAUACCACCAGGGAUUCGCCUCACUAUAAAUCAUCCACUGAUUUCUCUUUAUGGUCUCAUUCACCUCCAAUAUCAACAGGAUUCCAUACCUAAAAAGGAAAUGCGUCGGACAAUAAUGUCCCAGAUUGAGUCCGUAUACUAUCCUGCGCUGGCAGUUGUUGGUGUACCUGGUAAUGGUGUGGAAAUUGUGAUCCUGUCUCGGGGAAAGUGUGGUCUCUCCAGAUGCAUCACCCACUACCUGGUACCCAUGGCAAUGGCGGAUCUCAUGGUGAUUACCUGUAAUUUGGUAUUACGUUGGAUUGUAGUACUCCAUUGGCGGAACUCUUUCCUGCACUACACCUCUGUGUGCAAGCUUAUUCUAUUUGGCUCUUCGACUGCCAUAGACAUUUCUGUCUGGACAACAGUUGCUUUUACUUCUGAUCAUUUUGUGGCCAUUUGCUGUCUAAGGCUGAAACCAAAAUAUUGCACCAGGAGAACUGCUGCUGUGGUUAUCAUUGCUUUAAGCUUGCUGUUCUGUUUAAAGAACAUCCCAUGGUUUUUCUUGUAUAUUUCUUGUUAUACAAUUAACAAUAUUCCACGGGGUUGCCUUGUGUCACCAAAGAUUUAUACUCAAACUGUAUGGAUAGCAUUUUCCUGGAUUGAACAGUUGUUAACCCUGUUGCUUCCAUUCCUUUUGAUUUUAUUCUUUAACAUCCUCACCAUCAGAUGUAUCUUAGUAGCCAGUAAGGCCCAAAGGAACUUCUGGGAGCACAACAAAGGAGAGAGUGAGAGACAAGGACCCUGACAUGAAGAGUCACAGAGAGUCCAUAAUUUUGCUUUUUGCAAUAUCCAGCUGUUUUAUCUUGCUCUGGAUGACAACAGUCAUUUAUUUCUUGUAUUAUUGAAUUAAAAGCACUUUCAGUAAAAGAUCUAUAAUGAACAUUUUUGCAACCUUUGAAGAGGUGGAUAUUAUGCUUCAGCUUCUGAGCUGCUGCAUGAACACAGCCAUCUACACAGUCAGCCAGAGAAAGUUAAGAAAGGAGUUGCUUAAUGCCCUCAAAUAUCCCUUUAUACGGAUUGGCAAAUGCAUUAAAUAAGGACAAUGGCUGCACAAAAAGAGCUGUCUCCCCCAAUAUGACAACCAACUCCUCAUCACAAUUAUCACUUCAAUUUACUACAGGUAUUCACCUACUGGGCUAAAUGUUUCCUGUAAAUUAAUUUGUUGUCAAGAGAAAUGAGAAUCAAAACCAUCA